ACAAGAAAAAGAGCUGUUUCAUUCUUGUUACUAGUGAGUGUAUUUUUUGUCAACUCCUCUGUAUAUGGGCAUUAUUUUGGGAUGUUACUUGUGAAAGUAAUAUUCCUCAUAGACCAAGUAUGAGAUACAUUCGCACAGGAAGCUUCAAGAAAUUCUUUCAUAGUAUCAGGAAAAGUAGAAGCUUUGAUGAACAAGAAUGCCAAAGAGUAAGUCUUGUCAGUGAUCAAGAGAACAAGAAUGGUGACUUGAUAAAAGAUUUUUCCUUGAUAGAGCCUUCUCAGUCGCCAAGGUGCACUUGGAAGAGCUUUUGCUUUAAUGAAAUCUUCAGAGCAACCAAUGGUUUUAGCUCUGAUAAUUUGGUAGGAAAAGGAGGGUAUGCAGAGGUAUACAGAGGAGAACUAGAAAACGGGGUGGCAAUUGCUGUGAAAAGGCUAACAAAAUUAUCAAAUGAUGAGAGGAAGGAGAAGGAGUUUUUGUCAGAGAUUGGAACAUUAGGUCAUGUCAACCAUCCAAAUGUAUCUUCACUUCUAGGCUGUUGCACUGACAAUGGCCUUUAUCUCAUUUUUCACUUCAAUCCCAAAGGCUCUGUUGCUUCUCUUCUUCAUGAUGAGAAUUCUCCAACAAUGGACUGGAAAUCAAGGUACAAGAUCGCGGUUGGAACGGCUUUAGGCCUCCAUUACUUGCACGAAGUCUGUCCUAGAAGAAUCAUUCAUAGAGAUAUUAAAACUUCCAAUAUUUUGGUGACCGCAGAUUUUGAGCCACAGAUAUCUGACUUUGGAUUAGCAAAAUGGCUGCCAUCGCAAUGGACUCAUCAUUCUAUAGCUCCCAUUGAGGGGACAUUCGGGCAUUUGGCCCCAGAAUAUUUCACCCACGGAGUUGUGGAUGAGAAGACUGAUGUUUUUGCUUUCGGAGUUUUUUUAUUAGAGAUUAUGUCUGGCAAGAAGCCGGUGGAUGGCUCUCACCAAAGCCUGCAUAGCUGGGCUAAACCGAUACUAAACCAAGGAAAUAAUGAAAAGCUGGUAGACUCAAGGCUUAGAGAUGCAUAUGAUGUGAAGCAAUUUAACAGACUAGCAUUUGCAGCAUCUCUUUGCAUUCGGGCUUCUUCCGUGGGGCGCCCGACAAUGAGUGAGGUACUGAAAGUGAUGGUAAAGGAAGGUGAAAUUGAUAAAGAAAGGUGGAAAUUGCCAUUCGAAGAAAAAGAGGAAGAGGAAGAUGAGUUUUGGGGUUUCGAAGAUCUUGAAUAUGAUGAAUGUAAUAGCUCCUCGACCUCUCUUCAGGAUGACUGUCCCCUGGUUCUUGGCGAUGCCAUUUGAAUGUAGUAUGUAUAUUUAUUUUUAGUCGGACUAAUUACUGGGAGAGUUAUGAUGAAAAUCUUUACACCUUCAUAAUUUUGGAUGCAACAGGAUCAGACUCUAAUUAAGAGUCAGUUUGCUCAAGUUACAUUAUUAUAUCUAUGGGAUUAGAUUAAUUUUGUCA
Molecule: messenger RNA, 1476 nt
Organism: Daucus carota subsp. sativus
Lineage: Eukaryota; Viridiplantae; Streptophyta; Magnoliopsida; Apiales; Apiaceae
Product: probable receptor-like serine/threonine-protein kinase At5g57670
Exons: 7
Coding region: 120-1313 (397 amino acids)
Biological process (GO): protein phosphorylation
Molecular function (GO): ATP binding; protein kinase activity
Source: RefSeq, a predicted model, not a curated record